GUGUUCUCCGCCUCUCAACAUGGCGGGGGAACCGUCGUCACCCCACGGCCGCUCGUCAACUAUUUCAUUCUGCCCACAUUUAUUCUUCAUGUAGUUGGACUAGCCUGCCUCUGGGCACUUUGGUACUACCUUCGAUUCACCACAGUCUUUCCUUUCCAUCAUCGCGUGUUCUACUGCCGAGAUGUGCAUUUAUAUAAGCCAAAUUAUGUGCCUGAAGAUUUCAACGUCUACGUGUCCUAUCCACUUCUCUACUGCCUUGGAUUCAUCCUACCACCACUUGUUGUGAGUUUGAGCAGUUCUUCUGGCUGUUUUGGCUUUACUCAUGGUAUAGCAGACGUUUUAUUGGGAAAAUACAACGCAUAG
Molecule: messenger RNA, 363 nt
Organism: Ostertagia ostertagi
Lineage: Eukaryota; Metazoa; Nematoda; Chromadorea; Rhabditida; Trichostrongylidae
Source: the annotation of a GenBank genome assembly